Molecule: messenger RNA, 1623 nt
Organism: Mercurialis annua (annual mercury)
Lineage: Eukaryota; Viridiplantae; Streptophyta; Magnoliopsida; Malpighiales; Euphorbiaceae
Exons: 1
Coding region: 686-1480 (264 amino acids)
Biological process (GO): sphingolipid biosynthetic process; fatty acid elongation, saturated fatty acid; fatty acid elongation, polyunsaturated fatty acid
Cellular component (GO): endoplasmic reticulum membrane
Molecular function (GO): fatty acid elongase activity
Source: RefSeq, a predicted model, not a curated record
GUUUUCGCGCAUCGAGCAAGGACUCGUCCAGCAGCUAUUUUGCUCAAGAUGAACUGCUGGUCGAGGAACGCUUCCUUCCUUCCUUGUCCUCAAGCAAGGUGCUGUCAAGCACUUGGUUUGAUCGACUUGAGUUCGUGGUCUGGGAGACUUGGUUGUCAGGCUUGAGCGGACCUUGAGCAUGGUUUUUCCUUCAUUUUUUUCUUUCUUCCUUCGUGUUUCUCUUCGUUCGUUUGUCCGUAUUGAUCCGUAUAUUGUUUCUUUUUGUUCCAUGACCCAUGUAUUGUUUCUCUGUGUUCCUUGUUUCACAUUUCAAUGCAUUUUAUCCUGUUCAUGAUUAUGAGGGUCUUCCUUUUUAGCUGGUUUCCAGUUCUUUCCAAGACCCAUGCCAUCUAGUAGAAUAUAUUCUAAAAUCUCAAUUCCAACCCAACAGACUAAAAAUGUGAGGUAAGGAUUCAAACUAGGGUUUAUGGGUUUAUGCUAUGCAAUGUGAACCACUAGUAUAUUAUUUGAAAAUCCAAAGAGCCUACAAGGAAAAAAGAAACUUGUAUACAUUAGCUUUUAAAACACAUUUCCAUUUCAUACUAUAUCCUCCAAAAUCUAAACCCAUACCCUUCCCCUCAUCUCCAACCUCCACCACCCCACCACCACCUGACCACCACCUCAGGCGGUGGUUCAGCCCAAUACAAUGAACCCAAUCCUCUCCACUGCCCAACAAUGGCUAGUAAACCACCCCAAAAUCCUCAACUUUUCAUGGACCCCUGGUCUAACCUUUGGAUCCACUCCCCAAUUUCUCAUUCUCACAGUCCUAACCUACCUCACCUUCACUCUCCUCCUCUCUCAUAAUUCCAUUUCAUUUCCCAUUGGACCUAAUUUCCUCAAACCCAUCACAGCCAUCCAGAGCUUCACCCUCUUCCUCCUAUCUUUAAUCAUGGCCAUUGGUUGCACUCUAAGCAUCAUCUACCACCACAAACAUGAUCUCACUCAUAUCAUUUGCUUCCCUCCUCAUACCAAACCAUCUGGGCCCCUUUUCUUCUGGGCCUACAUUUUUUACCUCUCAAAAAUUCUUGAGUUUGUUGAUACCCUUCUGAUCAUUCUUAGUAAUUCAAUCAAAAGGUUGACAUUUCUCCACGUGUAUCAUCAUUCCACUGUGGUGAUUAUGUGUUACUUAUGGCUGUCCACGUGUCAGUCUUUGUUUCCAAUUGCUUUGGUGACCAAUGCAGGUGUUCAUGUUCUGAUGUAUUGGUAUUAUUUCUUGUGUGCAAUGGGUAUUAGGCCCAGAUGGAAAAGAUUGGUGACUGAUUGUCAAAUUGUCCAGUUUGUGAUAAGUUUUUUAAUUUCAAGUUUGAUGGUUUAUUAUCAUUUUAGUGGAGUGGGUUGCUCUGGAAUUUGGGGUUGGUGCUUCAAUGCUGUAUUUAAUGCUUCUUUAUUGGGCCUGUUUCUUGAUUUUCACUUGAAGAGCUAUGCCAGAAAGAAAGUUUGAUGAUCUUGAUAGAUUAAGGUCCUUCAAUUUUGAUAUUCCAAUUCAUUUUUGGGUUAAUUUUGUUUCCAUUGAUUGAUGUGGUUGACAUUUUUUUACUAUGUAAUAGUAGGAAAUGUUGAAAUUUAUUAUCUUUUUCUUUUCCA